Abrus precatorius (Indian licorice) is the source of this 1173-nucleotide messenger RNA. RefSeq lists its product as uncharacterized. The coding region runs from base 1 to 1173 and encodes 390 amino acids. The transcript has a single exon. NCBI's taxonomy places the organism in Eukaryota, Viridiplantae, Streptophyta, Magnoliopsida, Fabales, Fabaceae. The record is from RefSeq and is a predicted model, not a curated record.
AUGGGCUGCGUCUCCUCAAAACAUAUCAAGAAAGACCUCAAGCAAGAAGUCACUGUCAACAAUGGCGGCGGUUACAAAGACCACGUGGUUUCUCUCACUUCCAGCACCUACGGGGCACUCAGGUUGGACAACGACAACGUUGAUGAAUCAAAAACAUCUCCUCCUCGGCUUCGCGAAGAGCCUGAAGUCAUCAAUGCUUGGGAACUCAUGGAGGGUCUUGAAGAGGGAGUACCCAUUUCAAAUCACCACAAGAAAAGCCCCAAGUCCACUCCUUUCCUUCGUGGGUUCAUUGCUUCUGACACCAAGAGCCCCUUGAAGUUCCUCAACCAAUUCGGGUCACCCAAGACCCUUAAGAAGCUCACCGGCAAGGAAAACAGAGUUCAAGUCAAUGGUGUCAGACGCUUGGAUUAUAAUCAUAGUCCCAAGGGAAUUCUCAAACCCACCAAUUUUUCUCCCAAUUCAUGUAAGAAUUCGGGUUUUCCCAUAAAAGGGUCUCCGAUUAGUGCCAGAAGGAACAGUUUUGGGAGUGAUAUUGGAUAUUCCUCGCAGAGGAAGAGUUCUAGUCCCUUGUUUGAUCCAGAGCUUCUUGCAUCCUAUGAAAAGGAACUCUCUGCGGAAGAAGAACAGAUCAAGAGAAUGGUUUGGGCUACCCCAAAAACCCGAAGAGUUAGAAAAUCUCUGGAUUCACAAUCCCUUAUUAACAUGUUUGAGAAUAAGUGCCCCCCUGGAGGGGAAAAUUCUGUUGUUAUUUACACCACCACGCUACGAGGAAUCAGAAAGACUUUCGAGGAUUGCAAUAAAGUUCGAUCCAUUGUUGAAUCCUAUUGCGUGCACGUGCUCGAGCGUGACGUAUCUAUGGAUUCGGGGUUUAAGGAGGAGUUGAGGAAGCUAAUGGGAACAAAGCAAGUUAAAGUUCCGGUGUUGUUUGUGAAGGGAAGGUUGGUCGGAGGUGUUGAUGAAGUUGUGAAGUUGGAAGAAGAGGGGAAAUUGGGUGUGCUCUUUGAGGGGAUCCCUAAGGCAUUAGGUGAGUGUGAAGGGUGUGGUGGUGUGAGGUUUGUGAUGUGCAUGGAAUGUAAUGGAAGUUGUAAGGUUUUGGAUGAGGACCACAAGAACACUGUGAGGUGUGGUCAGUGUAAUGAGAAUGGGUUAAUUCAGUGCCCCGUUUGUCGUUAA